AUGGCUUCGCGCGCACCAGUUGGAGGUCGCCCCGGUGCGAGGUUCGCUCAGUUCAAGCUUGUUCUGCUCGGAGAAUCCGCGGUCGGAAAGGAUCAAUUCGAUGAUUACAGAGAGUCGACAAUUGGCGCUGCUUUCCUGACACAGACGAUUUCGUUGGAUGAGAAUACGACGGUAAAGUUCGAAAUCUGGGACACAGCUGGCCAAGAACGGUACAAAUCUCUGGCACCGAUGUAUUAUAGAAAUGCAAACUGUGCCGUCGUCGUUUAUGAUAUCACACAAUCGUCAUCACUCGAUAAGGCCAAAUCGUGGGUGAAGGAGCUGCAACGUCAAGCGAACGAGAAUAUCAUCAUUGCCCUAGCCGGAAAUAAGCUGGAUUUGGUCACCGAGAACCCGGACAAGCGUGCUAUUGCGACAGCUGAUGCGGAGGCAUAUGCCCGAGAAGCUGGAUUACUCUUUUUCGAAACAUCAGCCAAGACAACCACUAAUGUCAAGGAGCUUUUUACCGCCAUUGCAAAGAAGUUGCCGCUUGACCAAGCCGGACCACGAAAUCUGCGAGCGAGCGCGAGACCUGGUGUUGAUCUACGACCCGAAGCUGCUGGCACCCAGGGAGCUAAUGGUUGCAGUUGCUAA
Molecule: messenger RNA, 630 nt
Organism: Talaromyces atroroseus
Lineage: Eukaryota; Fungi; Ascomycota; Eurotiomycetes; Eurotiales; Trichocomaceae
Product: GTP-binding protein ypt5
Exons: 4
Coding region: 1-630 (209 amino acids)
Molecular function (GO): GTPase activity; GTP binding
Source: RefSeq, a predicted model, not a curated record